AUGCUUCUGAUUUCUCCGCAGCUUUGCAACUACGCCAACUACCCCGUGUUCAGUGUUCAGCGUCGCGUGACGCCUGCUAUCCACAGACUCGAGGAUGACGACAACUAUUAUCUGGUGUUCGAACAGACCUGUCAGAGACCUUUCUUCGAGGACUACGUGUUUGAGAUCCGCGGCAGAAAGCUGCUUGUGAGCUGUGACAAGGACGACUUCUACAAAGUGCUCGACUUGCCGGAUGACGCAGACUUAAGACGGGAUAUGGACCUGCGCAUGGUGAACGGCGCACUGUUGGUAGCCAUCCCUAAGAGGAGGCCGAUCAGAAUCACCUUCAACACGUUUGACGACUCUUUCACGGCGUCGCCUGUUGCUGUUUGCAAUGGGAAAAACAGACACUGCCCAAAGAAACACGCAGAAAGCUUAUCAGAGCCAGAGCAGCCAGAGCAGCCAGAGCACGUGAAACGCAUUCCUAUCCAGACGUCGCAAGAAGAGCAGAGCGAGACAGUGUCCGAGACAACCAGGCCAAGUGAGCCAGUGGCACGUGUCGUGCCGCGGGAAAUCGUUCGCCCAGCAACAGACCUGAAGAAAAACUACACCACUAUGGAGCGUCACACGAGCCUCGCCCCAAAAACUUACUCGCCUACCAUUGAGGACGUUGUCGAUGAGGAGUUCGCUUAA
This is a messenger RNA of Ogataea angusta, 672 nucleotides long. RefSeq lists its product as uncharacterized. Bases 1 to 672 code for a protein of 223 amino acids. The transcript has a single exon. The record is from RefSeq and is a predicted model, not a curated record. NCBI's taxonomy places the organism in Eukaryota, Fungi, Ascomycota, Pichiomycetes, Pichiales, Pichiaceae.